GCUAAAAAUAGAAACGGUCUCAUUCCUCUCUAGGCUGUUGUUAGGUACGUGAGAGAAUACGGGAGGUAAUGUGAUCUCAAAUUAUCACCCAAAAUAACAACAUUAAGGUUUUAGCGAUGCGAUCCUUCUAUUGUUAUAUGUUUAUCGUCGCUACGUUGUGAAAACCGAUAGCAACAAGAAUCCGAAUCCGCCUAGUAGAGGAAUAAGUACUCCUGAAACAGUUGAUUUUGUUGUAACUGUCUAUCGGGAGUUAUUUUUGGCGCUGUUAAGGUUUUAGAAACUAUUUUGAAGUGGAUAAUGUUCAGAUAAGAAUCGAAGUCGGUCGAGAAUAAAGCGGAUCGAGUCUGAGCUGAGUUGAACUUUGAAACAAAAUUUUUGGAGCCUUUUUUUUCUGAAUCGAUCUCAUCAUGGAGUACAAAGUGGAGGCGCAUCGGAUCAUGAGCAUCUCCUUGGGGAAAAUUUACAACUCCCGAGUCCAGCGUGGAGGCAUCAAGCUGCACAAAAACCUGCUCGUGUCUCUGGUCCUCCGAAGCGCCCGCCAGGUUUACCUGAGUGACUACUACGGCGGAGUGUGUCUGAACUCGCCGCACGGAGAGAGUAAAGAGUGGGAGCUCCAGGAGGCCGCGCAGGCGCAGCAGUCCCCACCGCCAGCGGCGGAGUGUGAGCGGCUCGAGCAGCCCGAGAGCGCCGCGUGUGCUGAAAGCCAGCCAGAGGCUAAUUCCUCACUGGACUCGGACCUUAACGUUACAGGUGAUGUUUCUCCGUCAUCGCCAGAGUCUCCUGUGGCUAGUGACACUCAGUGUGAAUCUAAAACAGCCCAGGUGGGCUCUUUGGACCGUGAAACGGAUGCCGUUUUGGGAGCGGAAGGGAAUUCAGAGCCUCCGAAACCCGCCGCCUGUUCAAACAGGAAACGCAGCGCUGAGAAAGCAGCCGCCGCCACCGACUCUCCUCUAAAACGGACUAAAAAAACCUCCUCAGAUCAGGAGGAAAGCGAGGAGAUGGACACGAGCAACGUGUCAAACCUCAUCACCAUUUUCGGGUCUAGUUUUUCCGGACUUUUGAGCAAAGACGGUGCGAAAGAGGACACCCAGGAGGACGCCGGCGACUCGGGCCAAAUCUGCUGCGACCAAAUGCUAAAGAAUCUGAACCCAUGGAGCACAGCCAUCGUUGCGUUUUAAGAAAAAACAGUGUUUGAGACUUUAUAGAAGUGUUCACACGUGGUGGUAUCUGCUCUGGGUUACUCUAAAACACGUGGUUGCGGGACUUCCCACACCACGCGCGCGGUGCUGUCGAGUACGAGCCCGGCCUGCAGCGUUUUCACCACGGCCCAGUCCCAAAUCAGCUUCUGUGUAGUGCACUAUCUGCGCAGUAUGCCAUACACUAUGUGGUGUACUCAUGAGGGGACUAAGGAGCCAUUUGGAACACGGCCCGUGUUGUAAACCGAGGAAUGUUAACGUGUUGGUGCUACUACAGAGAAUUACAACGUCAAAGGAAAUGACGUCAUUGAACGGAACUGAACUUUUUUUUCUCUCUCAACAUUUGUGGGCUCAGUUGAGUUAAACCGGCAAUCAGAAGAUCAGGAUGGACUGUGAUUAUUAGUGUGAAGUGUUAUGCUAAUGACAUUUGUACAAAUGAAAAUGUUACACUGAUGUAAGAACUGCCUACAAACCAAGAGUCUGCAAGACUGAGGCCACUGGUUUUCCCCCAGAUGUCUUUGUUUUAUAAAGACUUGUACAUUUGUAACAUGGUUCCUGUACAUAUUGUUUUCAAUGUUGCAUUAUGAAUCUAUGUAUUUUGGUAUUUACUAUUCUGACUAUUACGUGAUGGUCACGUAUUAAAAAAUGUGAAAUGA
This is a messenger RNA of Pangasianodon hypophthalmus (striped catfish), 1852 nucleotides long. It is a transcript of the gene ier5, whose product is annotated as immediate early response 5. The record is from RefSeq and is a predicted model, not a curated record. Lineage: Eukaryota; Metazoa; Chordata; Actinopteri; Siluriformes; Pangasiidae. Bases 408 to 1178 code for a protein of 256 amino acids. The transcript has a single exon.